AUGUCUUACGUCGAAACACUGUACAAUCACUCGGCUCCACCACCCGGUUUCACAAAUACUUCAUCGGCAAAAGAAUCACAGUUGAUUGACCUAUUGAGUGAAGUCAUUGGCCAAUGCAAAGCGUAUCCACAUUUUUCAGAAUCUCGAGUGAAAGAAACCAACUUAUUAUUGAAAGUUACACAAAUUUGGUUAUCGUCAACACCAUUAUCAUUCAGCAAUAAUUCUACAAAUGAUUUUGUACAAAAUCUAUUUAGUGACGUUUUAAAAUUAGUACAAGAAAUUAUAUCAAAUGAUGAUUUCAAACAAAAACAACAAUUACAACUUUUACAAUUAUUACCUUCACCUGAGAUUGAUAAUCCAUCAAUUAUAUGUUUGAAACCUUCAUUGGAUGAAGGUUUUCAGAAUAAAAUUUACAAUCAACAAUCUCAGUUAUGUUCAGCGUUAAGUGAAAGCAACGGUUUAUGUCCAUUAGAAGAACAAACGAAUCAGGAUGUAUCAACUGUCAUUGAUAUAAUUCAUGAACCGAUCAAUGACAACGUUAAUUCAUCAAUAAUCGAGAUUAUUAAUGACGAAGGAAAUUUCUCACUUGAUGAUUUAGCAUCUGAAUAUUUACAAGAUAAUAUUAGUGAUUUGUCUGGACAAAAUCUUGAAUCACAUUGUGUCAAUACACCGAUUAUUAUUGCUGAAAUAAUACAGACAAAAGAAACGGAAUCAGCAACAAUACCAAAUCUAAAUGACUUAGAAAAACAUUAUAUUGAAACCGAUAAUAAUACAAACAUUGAAACAACUCUUCCUUCGCCACAGGCAUUCAUGUCUACAAUUAUGAAGAAUAACAAAACAAUGCAUUUAGAUUUAAUCGAUGAGAAAAAGGUGUCUAUUGAAGAUAUUUUAUUUUCCAUACGAUUAACGUCGAACGAGGCAGCCGAUAAUUGUGUAAUAUGGAAGCAACCAAGUAAAUUUGGUCAAAUUUUAUGUGAACCUGAAAAACAAUGUGAUAUAACCAUCGUAAACUCAAAACAACACGAAGAUAUCAAUACAUUUUUUAAUCAUGAUUUGUAUCAGAAAUUAUCCCAUGUAAUCCAAGCGUUACCAAAACAUUGCAUGAGACAAUACCAAACGCCAAAUAAACCAGUACGAAAUAACGAUAAUCAACGUCGAUACAACAAUCAACAACAUAAUCAUCAACAGCAACAGCAACAACAUAAUCAUCAACAGCAACAGCAACAACAUAAUCAUCAACAGCAACAGCAACAACAUAAUCAUCAACAUCCACAACAACAACGUCAAAUGUCGUCUACAAGUAAUAAUAAUAAUACUAAUAAUCAGAUGGAACGUCCAUGCUUAAAUCGUUCUAACGAACAAUAUCCGAAAAACUAUUACCAGCAACAACAACGUUCAUCGUAUAUACCUUCAAACAAUCAACCGUAUUAUCCGCAAAAUCAAUCAGAUCAAUAUUAUGAAGAACAUGUGUCUAGCAGUAGUAAUAAUAGGCGAAAUAGAAACAACACAAAACCGUUUCAUCAAGCAAAUGACAGACCAAACGUAUCGGAGUCAACACUCUCACCAUCAAAACAACAAAAGACUCAAAAACAAUUUAAUCAAGAGCUAUCUAUCCAUAAAACUCCCGCUAUAAAAAAUGCACAUGAUUCUCAGUCUACAACAUAUAAUAAUGCAAAUUCGAAUAAAAAAAAAGGCCCAGAUCCGUCCAGAACUCGUAUUUUUGAAAAUUCAAAUAAUCCAGUCGAUCAAACAACUCCGAUGCUAAAAGUGAAUCGUACUCAGGUAAUUUGA
This is a messenger RNA of Didymodactylos carnosus, 1791 nucleotides long. Lineage: Eukaryota; Metazoa; Rotifera; Eurotatoria; Philodinida; Philodinidae. The record is from the annotation of a GenBank genome assembly.